AGCGACACACCAAAGGUGAUGAGAGGGGACGCCAACUUUACGCAGAUCCAAGUGCUCGAUGGCCCGGCAUUGGUAUGCCAACUUGUUGUGGCCAAUGCUGAAGGAAUAGCUGAUAGCUGACAGCUUGGCUAAAUGUAUGUAGAGAGUGCUAUUGACGGAGCUCAACUCGAGCAAAUACGUCAUUGAUGCGCACAACAGGUCGAUUGGAGAGAUCGGCAAUUUGUCGGAGGUAUGCCUGCAACAGCAUAACACUUUAAAGAAAUGCUUAGUUGGUUUACUGUGAUGUGUGGUUGGUGCUGCGUAGCUGUUAAAGUUGUGCUCACUGGACGUGUCAUUCAACAAGAUCACGUCGCUGCGAAACGUUAGCACGGCCAGAGAGCUACGCGAGCUCAAGAUCUACAAUAAUAAACUCACGAACACGACCGGUUUGAAAGCCAACUCGAAUUUGGAAGGACUUCAGAUGAACGACAAUCUGAUCGAAGAGAUAUCUAGCGAUUUUCUAGCGCUGAGUAGAUUGAAAAACCUUUGGCUUAACGGCAACAGAAUCACAUCAGUCCAGAACCUUCGAGGAUGCAGGCUACUAGUGCACCUGGACUUAGGCCGCAAUAAACUUGAAGGUGCAGCGUCAGAGGUUUGUACUCUUUGCAAAAAGCUGCACUCAGAUGUGUGGACCGAGUGACCACCCAUUUUGCAUAAUUCUCGCAGGGUUUGGAUGCUCUGACCAACCUGGAGUACUUGAACCUUGGGGGGAACCAACUAACAUCUGUAGGCAAUCUCACCCACCUCAUCAAGCUUGAAGAGCUAAACCUGUCGGAGAAUAAACUGACAACCUUGCAAGGCGUAAUGCCUCCUAAUCUAGCGAUCCUACGUGUGAACGGGAACCAAGUAUCCAACUUUCAAGGCCUACUCACACCACUGGAAAGGCUAAAUGAACUUUAUGCUCACGAUAACAUCAUCACAGACAUAGAAUCGCUCCCAGCACGAUGCCCUCAGCUGGAAUCAGUCGAUUUGCGAAACAACCAGAUUGAAUCAAGCUCCCAGAUCACGGUUCUUGCAAAGUGUGCGGCACUGCAAGAUAUCUGGGUGCAUGGAAAUCCGUGCUGCUUUUCAAGCAGCUAUCUUCUCGACGUGAUGACGGCAUUUCCAGAGCUGAAAACUCUUGAUACGUUCACCGAUGCGCAGUUGCAGAUUUCUCGUGAAACCCUGAAGAAAGGAACAAUAUCGCAGGAUGAACUGUUCAAUUCUUCGAGAGCCUCAACACCAUCGUAUCGCCCCGGUUCAGCUGCAUCUCGACCUGGAAGUGCCCGUGUACGAACUCCGGCUGGGAGGCCGGUGACAUCCGAUACCGCUCCUGUUUUCCACACGCCGUCUUCUCGAAUCGGCAAUCUCACCAAACUAACGAGUACUGAAGAACUUGCCAGAGCUCAAGAGGAAGUGCGUAGUCGGCUGCAGAAAAUAAAACAAAUGUUGCAUCGCGUCGCAGAUGGAGCCGCGGAGUCAGUCGACAGAAGCGAUUCGGUUGAACGAAAGGAGCAGAAAAGAUCUCGCACUUCAGCACCUGCCGAAUCGAUUUCAGCAGCCAUUGCGGCCAAGAGGAGCGCUUUGACUACUAAGGUGGAAAACCGAUUGAAUGAUGUUCAUGAAGCUACACAAAGCAUUGCUUCGACAUCGUCGAGUACUGUGUCCGUGGGUUGUGCUACGGAUAUGGAGAGGAUCCCGAGAAUUGCUCAUCGCACGAGAACGGUGCAGUCACUGAUUCGACGGUCAUGCGUUGAUGCGGGGACGGAUCCCCUAGAGUCGCUUAUGAGCAAUAACAAACCCAUUGGUAUUCAGAUGCCUACGCCCGGUUGCGAGAUGGAGACGCAGACGUCAUUACCGCCAGCUCCUGCCCUAUCUGUAUCAAAAUCUGGAUCUGUUGGUGAUCAGAAGUUGAAUGUUACUGCAGCAGUCGAUGAUCACCAUGAGCAGAAUAACGAAAUCACUACGUCGCUCGGAGUGCAAACUCAAACGACAGAGAAGAGCGAAGUACCCUGGGAACCACAGCAGGACAGCGACGCGAUUGAAGCUGAAAUGAAGCAGUUUCUCAUGCAACAGGUGAUGGCAAGCUCUGGCAACAAUCAAAACAGAGCUGAAGAGAAACCUGAAGAGGACGUUGACCCGGCCAAUUUCGGGUCCGAUUCUCCUAGACUAGACACGAUCAAAACCGCGGAGUUGCGCAAGCCUCCUACUUCUCUUGCAAGGACAGGUUAUCGCUCUUUUCGGUUGCCGUCGAGACCAAGCAGCUCCAACAGUAGUUAA
Phytophthora nicotianae INRA-310 is the source of this 2298-nucleotide messenger RNA. RefSeq lists its product as hypothetical. The transcript has 5 exons. Bases 844 to 2298 code for a protein of 484 amino acids. NCBI's taxonomy places the organism in Eukaryota, Oomycota, Peronosporomycetes, Peronosporales, Peronosporaceae. The record is from RefSeq and is a predicted model, not a curated record. Gene Ontology annotation, molecular function: protein binding.